Messenger RNA from Ylistrum balloti, 2654 nucleotides. RefSeq names its product trafficking protein particle complex subunit 12-like. Bases 1 to 2490 code for a protein of 829 amino acids. Gene Ontology annotation, cellular component: TRAPP complex; Golgi apparatus. NCBI's taxonomy places the organism in Eukaryota, Metazoa, Mollusca, Bivalvia, Pectinida, Pectinidae. The record is from RefSeq and is a predicted model, not a curated record. The transcript has 12 exons. Gene Ontology annotation, molecular function: protein binding.
AUGAUGUCUGAUGAGAAUUCCGGAGUUGGGGACCUUCUUGAAGAUGAAAGUUUUGCUGAAUCAUCCUCUAAAUUAGUUGAGUUUCCAUCUGAACCAACACUUCGGCAUUCAGCUACAACAGAUACACUAGACUCUGUCAUCCUGGAAACCUCUCCGGCUGAAGAUGAGACCCUUGAUGAUGUCAGUAAUUCACAGUCAGACAAAAUGGAUGUUAAAAAAGACACAAAUAUAUCAUUGACUGAGUUUAACCAAUCUGAUGUGACACAUAAUGAAACAGAUUCUUCAUUAUUAGGUACCUCUCCAUCAAUGGACAUUUCUAAAUCUGUGGAGAAAAGUGCAGAAAACAGUAACCAAAAUGUUGAGGAGAAUAAAGAUAAUCAAAGUCCUCUUCAUAUUAGUAGCUAUUUCAAAUCGGAGACAUCGCAAGUUGUUGAAAGUGAUCCAUUUGGACAGAGUUUCUUUGAUAAUAUCAGUAACACUCCUCAGGAAACUAACUCUACUUCCCCCGACAAUGUAUUUGGUGAUUUGGAAGACAUUGCAAGGGAAGAAAAAGUUUCCCCAAAUACAGUUUCAACUGCGACAGAUGUAUCAGUUGCUUCAAAUUCAUGCCCAAAUGCUGUCGAAAGUCGACUGUCACAUGAGGAGCCAGAGAGUGUGGAUUUCCAGGUUGUACCAGAGGAUACAGAAACUAACAUUAUGGAGGCAUCACUUCAGGUAAUUGAUGAUAAGGAAGAUUUUGAAUCAUUUACAGCCGAGGGAACUGGUGAUGGUGACCAGGACAUUUUGAGCGGCUUGAGUAUGUCACCAUCAAACAAACUAAUGUCUGAUCGUAUGUCACAACUUCACAUCACAGACACCAUUCCAAUAGACACUGUCCCUGAUAAGGGACCAGUUAGCUACGAUUGUCAACUGUCUAAUAAGUACCCAGACUUGGGGCUGUCUCCUGUCCACCAACCAUUCCAGGGCACACCUCUACCACCCAUGCAGUUGUCUGCCUUCCCCACACCAGGACAUCAGCCAAUUCCAUCAACAGACCCAACAAAUGACAAUCAUAUGGAGGUUCAGCUUGAUGAAAAACAAAGUGAAAGUGCAGGUUCACCACCCAAGUCUGGUAGUCUGGCAUCAGCAUUUCAGACAGAUGGCAGUGCUUCAGAUCCCUUCUCAACCACUCUGUACAUGAGUGAUGCAGACAGACAACACGAUGCUUGGCUUCCAUCAGACGCAACUCGACAUAUACUAGUAACUGUGACAACGUCACCGGGAGGUUUUGUACCGACAGAGGAUCAGAUCAGUACACCAAGUAUCGUAGUCAAUGAAUCACAGGGGGACCCAGUACGUGACCUGGUACAUCGCUACAUGGGAGAACAGGAAGCCAUCAAAAGACAGAUACUGACAGUCGACAGUGUCACUCAAGAUGUGGAUGGCUUGAAAAAACUCUUGGAAGGAGGAUGUUACAGGUCUGCUGUAGAACUGACAGGGCGACUUUUAACAGCUGCUGGACAAGGGUCAGAAAAUCAAGGGGAGACAACACCACCUACCCAACAUACAUCUCAUACACUACAGCUGUGGUUUUGUCGUCUGUCUCUGCUGAUGAAACUGAAGCUGUACAACAUUGUUGAGUCAGAACUACAGGGUUUCCAGAACCUUGAUACCCCAGACCUCUACUAUGAUUACUACCCACAGGUUUACCCUGGACGUAAAGGUUCCAUUGUAUCCUUUGGGAUGCGGUUGUUACAUGCAGAACUGCCACACUACCUAGGACGGUCCCAGGAGGCAUUGGAUCGACUUCACUAUAUACUCGCAGUCACACAAAAAAUUAUCAAGAAUCUGGAUGAAGGAUUAAGUGAAGAUGGCAGUGCUGUAGAAAUCCCAGAAGAAAGUAGAAAAGCAUCCAGAGACUUAUGGUGUUCCCGAGAGAAGAAAAUCCUGUUUAUCAUAGGAAACACAUUUUUGGCUAUAAAGGAUUAUGAAGCUUCAAUGACAGUGUACGAAGCCCUGCUUGUGAAGGAUCCACAGUCCAAGCCAUCACUCUUGAGUGGUCUGGGACUAAUUUAUCUCCAGAUGGGAAAUGUUUCCAAGGCAACAGACUGUUUCAAACAAGCGGAAGUGUUAACAGAUAUAACGGACAAGAAACAGACAUGUAGGACUUACCUAAACAAGGGACUAGAGUCUAUGUGUACGAACAGUUUCUCCGAUGCAUACCAGAAUUUCAAGACAGCAGUAGAACAUGACCCAACAAAUGCCUCAGCGGUCAACAACAUGGCUGUGUGUUCACUGUACCUAGGAAAGCUACGGGAUGCCCUGAAGACGCUGGAGGUAUUGGUACACGAGGAUCCUAUAAGGAACCUACACGAAGGAAUUCUUUUUAAUCUUUGUACUCUGUAUGAAUUGGAGUCAUCUCGUGCCCUUCACAAGAAACAGGCUCUUCUGGACCUGGUCAGUCGUUACAAGGGGGAUGGCUUCCCUGUCGCUUGUCUUAAAAUGGCUUAAUUUUCAAGUAGGACUGUGAUUCUUCUCUGUUGGUGAUAUUUAUAAAUCAUUCCACUAUCUGGACCUUGUGCUGAACUUACAUAAAGUGCAAUAUUUGUGUCAAAAGUAUUUGUGUUGUAAGAGAAUUGUUUUGUGCCUGUAUUAAAUGUAUUCAGAAAUCCAAA